ACCACAUCAGACAUCAAGAAGCUAACCACAUACCUCAAGAGCGCCACGCAAAAGCACAAGCAACAACUUCAACUUGAUCCUUCCUCAACAGCAGACUGGAUGGAGCUGUGCCAUUCUCUUUUGGCUCACGUUGUUCUUUUCAACCGGAGGCGCAGUGGAGAAACAGAACGUCUCCUUCUUGGUGCAUAUGAAAAGGUGGAGACAAACAGAGAUCUUCAACCCGAAGUGUUCAACAGCUUAGGUGAGGUCGAGAAAGUCCUCGUUCAGAAACUGAAAAGAAUCGAAGUGAGGGGAAAACGUGGGAGAAAAGUCCCAAUCCUCUUGACCAGAGAAAUGGUAGAAAGCAUUGAUUUUCUCAAUGCUGCCAGGUCCUCAGCUGGAAUUUCACCCAACAAUCCAUAUGUUUUUGGGCGAGCCUUUUGCGACUCAACUCUCCCUACAAAGGCAAGUGAAUGCUUGAGAAAAUUUGCAGUGCUGUGUAGGGCUGAGCAGCCUUCAACCUUGAGAUCUACAAAGUUGAGGAAACACAUCGCCACAAUGUCCCAACUACUGUCCCUCAAGGAGAAUGAACUGGACAUGUUGGCUGGCUACAUGGGGCAUGAUGUGCGAAUUCACCGAGAGUUUUAUCGCUUGCCUGAAAAUACUUUGCAACUGGCCAAGGUGUCCAAGGUUCUCAUCAUGAUGGAAAAAGGCGAGACAGCAAAGUUCAAAGGAAAAUCCCUAGACGACAUUGAUAUCGCACUUGAUGAUGUUGACAGUGAUUCUUCAGAGCCUGACACACGUAAAGAGGAAAGAGAGAGGCCAAUGCCAGAAGGUGACCGUGAAUAUGUGGAACCUGAUGAAGAAGGACAGAGACCAACCCCAGAAGGUGACCGUGAUAAUGUGGAACCUGAUGAAGAAGGACAGAGACCAACCCCAGAAGCUGUAGUUGAUCUACCUUCAACUAAUUGCAGCAAAGAUAGGCACAAGCACCCUCAUCAACCCCAUGCCAAGAAGAAGCAACAAAGCUGUGUUCCACCAUCGAGAAAAAAACAAAAGACAUGUCUGCCAUGGGAGACAGAUGAGAAGGAUUUCAUUUCCAGCUUUUUUGCGGAUAAUUUCUGUUCUGGGAAGCCUCUGCGAAAAGUUGAUUGCUUAAAAGCUCAAGACAAUCAUCCAGCCUUGAAGAGAAGGCACUGGUCCCACAUCAAGGAUUACGUUAUCGCUGAGACCAAGCGCAGGAGAAGGGAUGCAUCAAAGCACUAAAUAUAACAAGCUAGGUAAAACCCACCUCUUCACCUGUCGUUUCUGAAAACACCUAAUUAUGCUUUUUUCUGUACUUUGUGAUACAUGUAGUGGUCCUUGGCUUUAAUUAUAGAAAAGUCAAUCAGACAUAAACCCCAAAUAUGUCACUUAAAUCCAAAUGACAAUCAUUAGCACAUGUAUCAUUAUGUAGCCCAACACCUAUUUUUGGUCAUUAAUUCAGAUCAGAUCAUGGAUCACUUGAUGAUAUCCACUAAAGCAUAUCAGUUGAAGAAGUCCUAGUUGGCCCAGGAUACAUGUAUGUGACCUCCAUGAAAAAACUCCAGAUGUCACUUGCCAUGUUUAUGAGAUGCUGGUAGUUAAAUAUGGAGCCCAGGAUGGGGUGAGGGGAUUUGAUUUUUCAUCUUUGUGAGUGAUUUUGUGAAUUAGUUUUCAUUUCAUAUAUAAAUGUGUCGUUGGCUACAUCGUGUUGCAAGUUUAAGAAUAUUAGUUUAAUUAUAUGACAUAUUUGGGAAAUGUUUGAAACAAGUUAUAAAUAUUGAAGAAAAUGGACAAAAAGAGCUGGUUGACAACUCCUUAGCUUUGUGUAUAAACAUGUAUACUUAGAGUGCUUUUGAACUUGCAAGAUGUUCGUCCAACCAUGAAGAGGAAACACUUCGGUUAUUCAGUUUCAGAUCCAGUGGGAGAAUAUUUUUCACCACUGUAUCUCAGAUUUUGAUGUGUAAAUUUUUAAAUUUAAUUUUUAAAUAAAAUUUUUAAUUUUAAAAUCAGAAUCUGCAAUGAGUUUUGUGACACACAAAAGUCACAAAGUCAAAGACAAACACUCACUUCUGGAGACAUGACUUGGCCCUCUAUUUCAAACACUUGACUUAAUUAUUUCAUUAAGUUGCAAGAAUCACAUGUUAUCUCCCACCACAAGCACAUGCAACAAACAUGUGAGAAUGGAGAGAUGGGCAAUUUUGUUUCUAAAUUACGUCUCAAUUUUGCUUUUCUAUGUGCCAAGCCUAUGACGUUUUUGGCCCGCAUUGGGAUAUAUCACUCUUCCUUUUUUUCAUACCUGUUUAAACUGAUGUAAAAUAGCAUACCAAGCUUAUGGCUACAGCAUUAUGAAAAUGUGUCAAGAGUUUCCUUUGGGGGGGGCGGCAGUGAGACAGGUACCCCUGAAACUAAGUUUUCAAUGUAAUAUUCUUUUAUUUUAGUACAUGAAACUGUGUUUUGGAUGAGUUAUUUACA
Molecule: messenger RNA, 2475 nt
Organism: Acanthaster planci (crown-of-thorns starfish)
Lineage: Eukaryota; Metazoa; Echinodermata; Asteroidea; Valvatida; Acanthasteridae
Source: RefSeq, a predicted model, not a curated record